CGCUGUUCUUGCUCGACAUGCUUUGGAGACGAGCCCCUUCCCUCCCCGCAAUUUCCGCAGCAGCAGCCACGUCAUCCAUUUCCCUCAUCGCGCCACGUGGACUGCCACAAAUUCGUUCAUUGUACAGCCCGUGGGCCGUAUUCCAGGCAGAAGCCAUAAAUUCCGUUAUUGUCACUCCCCUUUCAUCGCCGCAACGCCCAAUUCUUCCGCCACGUGCGAUGGCCACAUCGGCAGGCUCCGUGACGUCAGCAUGUCGUCGUGCCGUUUCCGCUGUUCUUACCCGCGCUGACGUCAGCAAGAGUGCCGUCAGCAGGUCUGACGUCAGCUGUUUUGCCAGCGGUGCGCGAACGAAGCAAUCAUUGCAUCAAAGGCUCGGUUGGCAUAGUAGCGCCGGUUUUUCCGGGAGCUGGACAUGUGGCGUCGAGGGAGUGGGCACUGAGAGGCCGUUUACCAGAGGCGUGGGGCUCAGAAGGUUCCAGGUGGUUUCGCCGGUGUGCAUGGGACGGCGAUCGUCGAAAAUCGCGACACGCAAGAAUGCACAGGAUGCACGCAAGUCGAAGCUGUAUGGCAAAGUCGGCAAGCAAAUCAUAUCUGCUGUGAAGGCGGGUGGCCCUAGUCCGGCCAGCAACUCACAACUAGCAGCACUGCUGGUGGCGGCCAAGCAGGGGGGAGUGCCCAAAGACGUGAUCGACCGGAACAUCAAAAGGGCAACGGAAAAAGGGCAGGCGGAUUUUACAGAGAUUGUUUAUGAGAUUUAUGGACUCGGAGGCGUGGGCAUAGUCGUGGACGUGCUAACAGACAACAAUGCCCGGGCAGCAGCUACUGUGCGCGAUGUGGUGCGGAAGGGAGGGGCCAAGAUGGCCGACCCAGGCUCCGUGCUCUUCAACUUCAAGAGGCAAGGCGUGCUGGCCGUCCCUGCAGCCACAGCAGACCCGGACGAGGUUCUCGUGGUGGCGGUGGAUUCAGGGGCGGAUGACGUCAUCAACCCUGGGGAGGACGUGGCAGGGGGAGGGGGAGAGCACGGAGAGGAGGGCGAGGAGGAAGAACAGUUCUUCCGAGUGCUAACCCCAGCGGAGUCCUUCGCCUCAGUGCGCGCUCAGCUGCAGGAGUACGGCCUCACUGUGGAUGCCGAGCAUUCAGGCCUCAUGUUCAUUCCCACCGCCAGGAUGCAGACUGAUGAGGAGGCCCGGGAGCAGAACGAAGCUAUAAUGGAGAAGCUGCUUGAAUUGGACGAUGUGGAUGCAGUGUACUGCAACCAAUAGGUUGGGCGCACUGUUGUGGAUAUGAAUACAACAUAGCUUGCACAGAAUUAAACAACAUAGCGUGCACGGAUAAAAAAAAUGUGCGUCAUCUAGUUGUGAUUCGUGAUACUAUGUAUGCCUUUACCAGAGUUUGUUUGGUAAAUAACGCUAAUAGCUUUGCAUUUCUUUGAACGCGUUUUUGUUAGGUAUCAU
This is a messenger RNA of Closterium sp. NIES-67, 1454 nucleotides long. Lineage: Eukaryota; Viridiplantae; Streptophyta; Zygnematophyceae; Desmidiales; Closteriaceae. The record is from the annotation of a GenBank genome assembly.